AUGCGCCAUGGAGAUAGUUUCCACACUCCACCUGCGUCUCCACAAAGUGCUGUUCCUCCUCCAUUGCCUGCUGUUCCACAGCACCUUCAGCCCCCCCCACGUCCACCUUACCGUGCUGCCCCGGUAUCAGCUCCACCUCCAGUCCCAGUUUUCACACUGCCUCUGAAGAAAUCACAGCCCACCAGCCCUUCUCCUGUCCCCAGGCCUCAUUCACCGGUCGCCUCGAACAGCCCGACUACGGAGCUCGGCGUUAGACCGGGGACCACUGGGCUCAAAGGAGCAGCUCCUCUGGGGAAAAAUGGAGCCCCUCCCACGUCGACUCCUAGAUCUCCUUGCUCCCAAGGGAAAACUCCGGCUUUCAGCCCCACAAAGAGCCCCUCUGCUCCGUGUAGCCCCUCCCCGUUGGGGGGGGUCAGCCCCUCACCUUUGGGGGUCAGCCCCUCACCUUUGGGGGUCAGCCCCUCACCUUUGGGGGUCAGCCCCUCACCUUUGGGGGUCAGUUCCUCACCUUUGGGGGUCAGCCCCUCACCUUUGGGGGUCAGCUCCUCGGGGCAGAGCUGGAGAGAGAGAGACAGUGGGCUGAGCCCGUCUUUACAUGAAUCUGUCAAAGGUCACACUGAGGAACUGGAGAUGCUGCUAGACGAGUGUCGGGCGUUUCUGGGUGUCACGGCCAAUCACAAUGGAGUCACUGACACAACAGAGGUUCUGAGGAGUCUCCUGGCAGAAGCCAAAGAUUUGAAGAAUUCUCUACAGUCAGAGCGAGAAGAGUGGCUGCAGUUUCAGUCUGACCUUCAGGUGGCAGUAUCGGUGGCAGACCGGUUGCGAGGUGAGGCAGACGAAGAGCUGACGGCGCUUCGAAAGGCGCAUGAGGAUGUGGAGCGGGAGCUGGCCGCUGCCCAGCAGAGGCAGAAGGCGGCUGACACCCAACUGGUCACCCUGAGGGGGGAGUUGAAGGAGAGCAGGCAGAGACUGGCAUCGCUCAACCAGCACCGGGGCCAAGGACGCCCCCCAGAGGGGCACGGACGGAGGCGUUCCCAGGGGGGCACGGACGGAGGCGUUCACAAGUCUGAACAAGAGGCUGUUGAAAAAAGCAACGAGAGCGAUGUGACGAAGAAGAACGGAACAUCCUGCAGGGGUGUGGCCAUACGUUACCUGAGGAAUGUGACCAAUGAGGACAGAAACGAGGAGGAGGCGCGGCCCAACGAGGCACGACGGGUGGUGACGACAGAAAGAUCCAGGAGCCUGUCCAGACUACCUGCCGCUGCAGACCUCCUCACCGUGCCAAAUGGAACGCACCAGGCCAACAACGCCACCACGGCCGCACAGUCGAACGUGGAGCAACAACGAGGGCGAAGAACUCUGGACUGGCAAGACCGAAAACGUGAGGAGUGUCUAAACAAGUACAACUCUGCCCUGACUGAGCUGCCGCCCACCAAAUCCCAGGAUGGUUUCAACCUUCUGCUGCGUCGCCAUGGAGGCUCCAAGCGGAACUCUAUGCUCCGCUGGUGUCAGAGCCGAACCCAGGGCUACAAGAACAUUGACAUCACCAACUUCAGCAGCAGCUGGGCCGACGGCCUGGCCUUCUGCGCCGUCUUCCACACCUACCUCCCGUCUCACAUCCCUUACAGCAGCCUCACUCCUGACAACAAGAGGGACAACCUCAGCUUAGCAUUUAAAACCGGAGAGACGGUGGGGAUCACACCAACCCUGACGGUGGAGGAGAUGCUAAAGGCCGGGGGUCCUGACUGGCAGCGCGUCCUGGGCUACGUCGAGAGCAUGUACCGACACUUUGAGAUGUGACUGCUGGAGGUACGGACAGGACAGAUGGAGCGUCUUGAAUGUUUGUCACAAUAAAUGUUGAACCUCACCACUGCUGACUGGUGGUCGAACUGGGGAGACUGGCUGUACGCAUAAAAAAAAAAAAAAAAAAAAAAAAACAUGGAACUGCAGAUUUGACACGGUUGUUGUUCCACUCAUUGUGACUUUAUGGACGCUCACACUGACCAGAAUGAUUUUCACAGAUUUUCUUGGAACACUGGAGAAAACAUUCAGAUCGAUCAAUAAUUCACACUAACAAACCCUAAUUUUUUUUUUUUUACUUUUUGAAAUUUCUGAGUUUAAGUUCCCUCCGACUUGUUUGCUGUCCUGCAGCUGCGAAGGCUUCUGAUUGGUUUAUUACAGUCUCCAUGGACGGUCGACAGUCAGUAGAAUUUCCUGAGAGUCUGAUUCUGCCAGGAAAUUCAGAAUCGAACUCCCUUUUUUUGGCCCUAAUGUAAUUAUGCGCUUUGUUCACACAGCGGAGAUCUAACAGAACCACAGUUAUGCUGAUGGUAUCUCGGAAGACAUUCAUCGUUAAUAGUUUUCACUGAGAGCACGCCACUGUAGUGGGGUGAAGGAACAGAACAGAGGUCAAAGAAAUUGUUCACUUGUGGUGUUAUCAUGUCACUUUUUUUUCUCAACAUUUUUUUCUCUCAGCGAUGGGGAAACAAGUUGCCUUUUAUUUAAAGCUGUGUUUUUGCCAAAGUUGAACGUGCCAAAUUUUGCAGGAAAAAAAAGAAUACUGUUUGUUUAUAUGAAAAUAGUGUAUAAAAAAAAAGAAAUAAAAUAUUUGUAUCAUUUAUCUUUCGUAGUUAUUAUAACUUCAACAGUAGUAAAACUGUCCCAAACAAUUAGAUUGGUAAGUUGUGAUGAGAUAGUAUUGAGUUUGCUACCCUCUUGUGGUAAGACUAUGUUAUUACAGGCGUCCUCUAAUAAAAAAACUCCAACAACUUUGUUUAACGUA
Messenger RNA from Cynoglossus semilaevis (tongue sole), 2782 nucleotides. RefSeq names its product cytospin-A-like. The record is from RefSeq and is a predicted model, not a curated record. The transcript has 12 exons. NCBI's taxonomy places the organism in Eukaryota, Metazoa, Chordata, Actinopteri, Pleuronectiformes, Cynoglossidae. The coding region runs from base 1 to 1800 and encodes 599 amino acids. Gene Ontology annotation, molecular function: protein binding.